AUGACAGCAUUUUGUACGGAUUAUGCUCUUGUUCCUAGCAGAAACAUUCAUCAGCUUUACUCACGAGGCACUGUUGGCUCGGGAAAAGUUGGUAUCCGUGCACCGGAAAAAAAAAUACGUUUUGUACUGAAAUGUCCGCUCUGGACAGUGAAUAUAAGGUUCCCAGUUGUGGUCCAACUUCCCUCCGAACGCGAACCGUAUCGGUUGAGUGAUCUGAGAGACGAAAAGUUGUACCUAAAAUUUCGUAAUGUCGUUUUAGAAUUACCGACUAAUGAUAUCACAAAAAUUUGGAAUCAGGGCAGGGUGACCAUUUCAGCGUCAGAAUUGCUCGGUUUUUUCACUGAGGUGAAUAGUGCUUGCCAAUCUAUGGGUGGUGAAGAUGUGCAGUUUCUGCUUGUUGACAGUAGAAAUAAAGAACAGAGUAACGCUGUAAGAAUCCAGUUUAAUUACAAUGUUCACAACAUGACCUGUGAUGCCGCUAACUUGAAUGCUUAUUCCUUGUCUGAGCAGCAGUAUGAUGGUUGCUCCCGAAUUGUUGGUCAGGAGUUGUCUUCUCUGGAAAAAGAAGACCUAAAGAGUCACGCAGCAAAAGCUAAUAGUCCUUUUUCUGUGAACGUCAAUCUAUAUGAAGGACAAAAGGUCCAAAGGGUAGGGAGCCGUGAAAAACUUUCCAGUUUUAGCAGCCAGUGUACUGAAUGUUCACGCUUCAAAUUCACAAUUUCUAUCGGUCACUUAAAUCUGCAGCUACCUAGUCAUCAAUUCUGCGAAGUUCUGUAUAAUCGAGUUGUAAAUGAUUUUUACCUUUGGUUAUGGAAUUGUUCACUUCUAAAAACACUUUUUUCUUCUCAUGGUGAACGAUUAGCUGAUGGUUCGGAAAGAUCGGAUAAAGGAAAAUUUUUGGAAAUGACUACUGGAGAUUCUGCAAACGUAUUAGCUCCUAAGCCAUCUGUUAAAGAGAUGAAUGUGUGCAUCGAACCUAAUUCUCAUCAGGAUGUUCCUCAGGAUCCUGCUGUUGACAAUAAUGUUGCAGUUGCGCUGCAUUCCAGUUAUUCAGCUAGCAAAAAUUCCAAGAAUGUUGUGGUAGCUUUUUCGCUCAGGAAUAGCACGUGCUACAUUGAGCCGUUUUCGGACUCUGAGAACCACUGGAUUGUCAAACUAGUUGAUUUUUUCAAAAUUGAAAACUACUUGGUUUAUGGAAGUGGUCAUCCGUCAUUAAACGCAGAAAUUCAUAUUCACGUGGCUUCAACAACUUUAACUUAUCCUCAUUUGGAUUCAGAAACUUCUUUAAAGUGUUUCGUUGGAUCUAGCGAUAUUUCUUGCGAUUUUUGCUCCAAUCCUAGAAAAUACUUGCUUUGCUGCAUUUUGGAAGAAAGUUUUUUACUACUUGGUACUAAAAAGUGGUCUGUGGAAGCCGUUUCUGAAAGCUCGGGUGUUUCACAAAUGGAAUAUAACUUUGUUAAAUUGAUUUCAUUGGAUGUUUUACAAUUUGAGAUAUCAGCAGACAGCAUUUCUUCUGAUCAGGAAAGCUCAACUCUGGAAAGGCUGCUGCCUACUUUUAAAAUGAGCUGUAAUUAUGGUUUGAUCAAGGCAAGUUUUGAAUGCGGUUUUAGUGAGUUGCCACUUUUUGUAUGUGCCGACUCUUUGACUUAUCUUCUCCACUUGCUUCUAAAUAUAGCGGAAAAUAAACAACAUCAAACAGCUUCAACUACUUUGAGUAGUUCUCCGCAAAGCUCAGAUAUUCUAAUUGGAACUCCCUUUGAACCAUCGUACCCUACAAAACUGGUAAAAGGCUCAUUUUCAAAAGAAACAGUUGAUGACUCAGACUUCUCACAUGAGCUGGGUACGAGUAUUACAAAAGGUGAGAGCUCUUCCGACUGUUCUGAUGACGAUUUUGUAACAGUUGAUAUGCGUUCGUGUUCUGAUAACGUGGAUACUCCACAAGUGCAUUUAUAUGAUAAAGAGCCACUUGAGAUAAAGGUGGAUUUUAUUGAGAUUCCGAGUGAAAAAAAUGAUAUGAUAUCGUCAAAAUAUAAAAAUAUAUCCAAGUCUGUAACGUGCAGGGUAAAGGACUUGUCCUUGGAGUUGCAUAUUUUUGGAGGAAAUGAUUUUGGCCCAGGGCGGGAAGAAGAGAAGGCAUAUAGUGAAAAAGCCUUUCGUGAUGGAAACGGCUGUCAUCAGAGAGUUUUGGAGGAAGAAAGAGGGGGACCCCACAGGGAUUAUUCCGUUCACGUGAUUUUUGAUUUGUCAAAAUUAAACUACGAAUAUGGCUUUAUCAAAAACAUUUCUCUAUCAAGUUACCAUUACUUUGCUGUAAAGAAUAUCGAAGUGCGGAAUAAGCUUUGUACUUCUCAGAUCGAUAAAGUAAUGUUGCAGUAUUCAUCUCCUAAUGUACCUCGACGGGAUUCUGCUCCCAUACUCGCUGUUAGGCUGAUGACGAACCAAAAACUAGAGAGAAAGUUACGAAUUUCUUUAUUACCUAUCAGACUGUAUCUGGAUGUUGACACUCUCGAAUUUCUUUAUGACUUUUAUACGGAAUCAUCGUCAUUUUUCAAAGAUUUCAAGACAAAAUAUGGUAUUGCAAGAACUGCAGUUUGUCGGGAACGUAUUACCAUAUCGCGUAGUACGGAUUCCUUCUCACAUUCGGCUUUGAAAAUUUGUGAUUUGAAUCGCAAGGCUACUUUUGACGGUAUUGGCUUGUCAACCUUGUCAAACUACGCCGCUCCAACUUCUCAGCUUUCUGAUGAAGCAAAGAAUAAGAAAAUUGACAGCAGUGAAAGUAACUUAAAUGAGGGACAGCUUAAUAGCGAUGAUGAAAGAGAAACAGACAGUCGUUUGGAACGAGAGAAGGAUGAAUUAUAUUUUAAGGAGUUUACUUUCUCACCUUCAGUACUUAUUCGUUUUGACUUUGACAGCCAACGGGUUAUUACUAACAGAGGUCCUUUGUUGGCUAUAAUAACUGCUUUAGCCAAUCUUCAGUGCGCAGAAAUCAUUUUAAGGGACCUUUAUAAUGUUGAUGGAAUGCUUGGAGUUAAACAGUGCUUAGAUUAUGCUCUUAGUGAAUGGACAAGAGAUAUCAGUACUAAUCAAUAUACUAAGCUUAUCGGAAGUUAUGCACCUAUAAGUACACUUCUACAACUGGGGAAAGGGGUGAAAGAUUUGUUUAUUAUGCCUGUUGAAGAAUACCGUAAAGAAGAUGGGCGCAUAGUAAGGGGGCUGCACGAAGGAGCUGAAAGUUUCGGAUUCUCAACCACAACAGCAGUUGUUGACGUUGCUCGGAAAGUAUUUGGGGGGAUUCAGGGUCUUGCUGAAUUUGCCUUAGACGUUGUUUCGCCUGAAAGACCUUAUUUAAAUAGUAGGACUUCUGAACGGAUUUCUCACGCUGGACAAGAUCGUCCAAAUGACUUGAAACAAGGGUUUCACAUGGCUUUAGGAACUGCAAAGGAGGGUGUACUUGCUUUGCAAACGGAAGCAGAGCAAAGUAUAGCAAACGCGCGUAGACCAAUGGAUUAUAUUCGAGACUUUUCACCUGCAUUUCUUGGGACGGUAGCUUUUGGAUCUAAAAUGGCAGUUCAGCUACUCGACGGUGUAAAAAGCGAACUUGAACCAGAUUCUUACCGGUAGGA
This is a messenger RNA of Enterobius vermicularis (human pinworm), 3623 nucleotides long. NCBI's taxonomy places the organism in Eukaryota, Metazoa, Nematoda, Chromadorea, Rhabditida, Oxyuridae. The record is from the annotation of a GenBank genome assembly.